Molecule: messenger RNA, 746 nt
Organism: Exophiala viscosa
Lineage: Eukaryota; Fungi; Ascomycota; Eurotiomycetes; Chaetothyriales; Herpotrichiellaceae
Exons: 1
Coding region: 1-687 (228 amino acids)
Source: RefSeq, a predicted model, not a curated record
AUGCCUUCCCAACCUAACAAUAUCGCCACAGACGUCGGAUCCGUCGCCAGGGCUACCGGACUACUCUGGUAUCACCGGCCUUGUAUUCUCCGGCGGCACAAUGGCACACAACUCGAGUAUCAACGCCACGGUCCGGUAUCCGUCAAUCAUGGAAACACUUUCGAUACGUCCGCAUUUGCCGCUACACAUUGCAAGAAGUUCUCACUUGCCAUAUCUCGCGAUGCCUCAUCCACCGGUAUUGGCAGAGUCCUGACAAUUGGCGGGAUUCCGUCGUUGACUGAUCCUGCCAUCAAUGUUUCGUCGACAUUCACGUCCGCACCGAUCGAAUUAUGGUCCAAAACGUCGACCACCCAGAAUUCAUGGUAUAACAUCACUCCAGACCGCUUCGAACUUGGUGGAUCAGUCGUAGCACCGACCACACCCUCCAUGAUCGAUUCUGGGUACAAUGGCCCGGAAAUCCCGCACGAAGUUGACACGCUAUUGAACAACAAUUGGUCACCCCCUGGGACAGCAUCUGGAUCUACGAUCUUCUUGAACUGCAAGGCUGUCUUGUCAGAGCCAUUCGGUGUUAUGAUUGGUGGUGCUACGUACUACAUUGACACGGCGGACCUGGUUAGGCGGAGGACCUAUGGUUCGUGCUACACUUUAAUUAUAGCUGGGUUUGCAGGAUGCGUAUUUUGUGGGUGAUCCGCUGUUGAGGAACACGCUAGCAGUGUUUGACUGGGCUGAGAUGGUAAUGGGCUUCU